Molecule: messenger RNA, 522 nt
Organism: Racocetra fulgida
Lineage: Eukaryota; Fungi; Glomeromycota; Glomeromycetes; Diversisporales; Gigasporaceae
Source: the annotation of a GenBank genome assembly
AACAAAUCAAAGGUGGUAUAGUCGAUAAUACUAAUACACUCAACACUGUUUUACAAGAAGUGUUGAUUAUGAAAGGCCAAAUAGAGCAUAUAUCUGAUAUUUCAAAGGUUAAUUUACCAAAUAGCGGAUCUAUCAAGGCUGUUGAAAUAAACCCCGAUGAAUUGCUAGAUCCAGAUAUUAAAAGUGAGACUGACCGUAGAGGCAAUAAACCAAACUAUAUUUAUAAAAAAACUUAUAAGGUUCAGGAGGUUGCUUGUAAGCCAAUAAAUAUUCCAAGUGAUGACGAUGCUAAAGCUACAAGAAUUCAACAUGUCCAGCAAGAGUUGAAAUUAAUUAUUGUAUCAGGUCUUCGAGCAUCACUUCAACAAAUAUUCUUGCAACUUUCUAAAUUAGCCAGCAUUCAUAAGAAACCAUUGUCUUCUCCGGCACUUCUUCCGGCAAAGACUUUAGAUUUAGAUGGAUCCAUGAAAAAAGCUCCUAUUUCUGUUAGUGAUGAAGGUGGUACAGAAUUACCAGACCUAG